UGUCACGUGAACCCCUGCAACCAAUCCAUGUCUACCUUCUUCUCUCCUCUGGUCAGUCGAGUCGGAGGAGCGAAGCGAUGGCGGUGCGCCCAUAGACAUUACCAAGCAAAGUUUUAGCUGCUCUGAAAAAGUCUUUGGAUCUAGGCGAGGGGGAAAGCCGUCGUUUUUGUAAUGCUGGUGACUUACUGAAGUGCGCACUAGACUGACUCUGCGAUAGGUUUCCUUCUGCGCGCGCGACGAGUCCUUAGCGUUCGGCGGAUUUUUUCGGGAGCUUCAGUUAAGUUACUAACGUAGUUUGUGAACUUCGGAGAGAGCUAACGCUUUAGCAUAGCUCUUUAGCCUGCUCGUUUAAAGUGUUUCAACUACCCAGCGAGUGUCUGUGUGGAGGUUUUGUACAUGUACAUACGCAAUUUAAUUAUUGACGUAUUUUAGGUAGUGGAUUAAUCGUGUGUAUAUUUAGCUUGAUUCAUUCGCUUGUGAUGAGCAGGUACUUUGCACCUGUAGCCUCACGGCUUGAAAACUUUCUUGACUUUCCCGGUUAGGUGUGUUGUUUACAAUGAUUUUUACAAAGAUGAAAUUAUUUUGUAUGUCUGGUUGCGUUUAAAUCGAUAGACUAAUAAUGUAGCGUUUACUCUCAAAAGUAACGUUAAACAUAAAGGUAGCGUCGCAAAUAUCCUGGCUAAUGCUGUCCCAGCUUCAGAGGCACUUCGCACUCCCAGACUGGUUAUCUGGCUUACGUGGAAACAAAGCAAUGCGUCCCUUAACCUCUAUUAAGCCGGAUUUAACCUGACCGACUCUCCAUAAGUGAUAUAAAGUGAUCUGGCUGGGGGUUUUAGGAUUUUUGUGUGUGUAUGUGUCACUGGGGAAUACGACUACAGGACUUGUUUUCUUUGAUUUGACAUCACGGCACCCUAUGGUGCUCCUGCAGGCACCGAGACAUGGAUGUUCCCCAGGCCGUUUUCCCAAACGGUGAGGGGCGCCUGAGCCUCCAAGACCAUGUCUGGACGGAGUCCUCCAGCUCGGGGACUUGGGCUCACUCUGCCCCCGUGUGUCCCCGCUCGCUUUGGACCGCGGUGUUUGACUAUGAGGCCAGCGGGGAGGACGAGCUCAGCCUGCGGCGAGGAGACGUGGUGGAGGUCCUCUCUAAAGACGCUGCCAUCUCGGGAGACGAAGGCUGGUGGACGGGUAAAAUUAACCAUCGCGUGGGCAUCUUCCCAUCUAAUUAUGUUACUUACCAACCGGCAAUUUAUAGAGCAGUAGGGGCUCGCGAGAGUGACCCGUCCGCCCCUGUCCGGAUACCGUUCUCUGAACUUGUUUUACAAGAAAUCAUCGGCGUCGGUGGGUUUGGCAAAGUCUACCGGGGGACCUGGAAGGACCAGGAGGUCGCGAUGAAGGCAGCUCGACACGACCCCGACGAGGAUAUUAAAGCGACUGCAGACAAUGUUAGGCAAGAAGCCAAACUUUUCUCGAUGCUUCAACAUCCAAAUAUUAUUAAACUAGAGGGGGUGUGUUUGGAGGAGCCUAACCUCUGCCUGGUCAUGGAGUAUGCCCGAGGAGGGACUCUGAACCGCGCUUUGACGGGCAGGAGGAUCCCCCCUCAUAUCCUCGUGAACUGGGCCGUCCAGAUCGCCAGAGGCAUGCAGUAUCUCCACGAGGAGGCCGUGGUUCCCAUUAUUCACCGAGACCUCAAGUCCAGCAACAUUUUAUUACUUGAAAAAAUUGAAAAUGAUGACAUUGGUCGAAAAACCCUGAAGAUUACUGACUUCGGCCUGGCCCGUGAGUGGCACAAAACGACCAAAAUGAGUGCAGCUGGCACUUAUUCCUGGAUGGCUCCUGAGGUCAUCAAGUCCUCUCUGUUUUCCAAAGGGAGUGAUGUCUGGAGCUAUGGAGUCCUUCUUUGGGAGUUACUGACUGGAGAGGUUCCUUACCGUGGCAUCGACGGUUUGGCAGUUGCCUAUGGAGUGGCUGUCAACAAAUUAACCCUUCCCAUUCCAUCUACCUGUCCCGAGCCUUUUGCCAAGCUCAUGGAGGAAUGCUGGGAUCAGGAUCCCCACAUCCGUCCGUCCUUUGCUUCCAUCUUGGAGCAGCUGACUGCCAUAGAGGAGGCUGUGAUGGCCACCAUGCCGCAGGACUCCUUCCACUCAAUGCAGGAAGACUGGAGAGUGGAGAUUCAAGAAAUGUUUGAUGAGCUACGCACUAAAGAAAAGGAGCUCCGUUCACGUGAGGAGGAGCUGACGCGAGCAGCCCUUCAGCAGAAGUCUCAAGAAGAGCUGUUGAAGAGGAGGGAACAGCAGCUGGCCGAGCGGGAAAUUAAUGUGCUCGAGCGUGAGCUCAACAUCCUCAUAUUCCAACUCAACAAGGACAAGCCCAAUGUUAAGAAACGAAAGGGCAAGUUCAAACGCAGCCGGCUCAAGCUCAAAGAUGGCAACCGCAUCAGCUUACCCUCAGAUUUUCAGCAUAAAAUCACAGUUCAGGCCUCUCCGACUAUGGACAAGAGAAGAAGUCUCAACAGCACCAACUCCAGCCCUCCCAGCAGCCCUACACUGAUCCCUCGCCUCAGAGCCAUUCAGUUGACCCUGGAUGAGAGCAACAGGACAUGGGGUCGAAGCACCAAUUACAAACCUGAGGAGUUUGAAGAUGUUAAGAAAGGUUUUAAGAAGAAGGGCCGCACAUGGGGACCAAGCUCUGUGCAGACCAAGGAAAGAGGAAAUUGUGCUGAAAGAGUUCGUCCUCUCUCAGAUGGAAGCAGUCCCUGGUCCACUAGUCUAAUGAAGUCCCAGAAAUCUGUUCCAUUGGCUGCAUUAUUUGCAGAGCAGGGAAUCGAUAAAGAUGAAGUGUGCUCUGCUGAUGGAUCUGACAACAAACCAAAGCAACUCAAGUUCCCCAACCAGGUGUAUAUUGAUCUACCUCUGUGGAAAGAUGAACAGGGGGAUGGCCAGGGGCCGGCUGGUGGAAGUGAGAGCCAGGAGGACCCAGCAACCUCCACCAGUUCCACCAGCACCACACCGCAGCACACACCCACCAACAGCCUGAAGCGCACCACCACACGCCGGCGCACAGACGCUGUUCUCUAUGGGUGUGCCUCCAUCCUUGCAUCUGUCGCCUUCGGCUUUGACCUGCGGGAGGUAUGUAAGGGUGCUGCUAAUGAGGAACCAGAGCCACGUGAAGAAAAGAAAAAACGAGAGGGCCUGUUUCAGCGUGCCACUCGCUUCCGCCGCAGCACCAGCCCCCCCGGUGGCCGCUCAAGCAAGGAUGAGGUUACCCCAGGACCCGUAAAUCUACUCACCAUGUCAUCGAUUUCUGAGUGCAACUCCACCAAGUGCCUCCUGCAGUCAGAUUUUGAGGGGACUGGGUAUAACCUAGUGAAUGAGACUCCAGCUAGGAAUUCCCAGCCACCUCAGAAAAUAGGCACUAGUGACAUUCUUCCCUCAGCCCCUCUACAAGAUCAUCCUUCUGGCUCCAGCUCUCGGCUUAGGAGAAAGAAGUCCAGCCCUGCUGUCUGUCAGACCAUUAAUGGCAGCAGUAACUCCCAGGUUAGUCCAGCUGAGUCCUCUACCACUUCCCUGAAAAAGAAGGCUGACAGAGAGCCUGCUCAAGAGAAGCAAGUCUCCAGAGAAUCAGCAUCUAGACACAGGCCGCUCUCCCUGAGAAGCAAACCUCACUCCUGGGGUCUACUAAAGAGCCGCAAUAAGAGCUAUUCUCUUGGGCACUACUCUGGGGAGAAGAGUGCCCAAAACUUAGACAUGGUCCUCCCCUCAGAGGUCAAAAUGGGCUGCUCUUUGCUGGACAUGGACACAGAGGGUCAAAAACGAGACUGCACGGUUCCCCUCUGUCGAAUACAGAGCUCACCAAGUCGACCGUCUGUCUUUGAACUGGAGAAAGAGUUUUUAUCCUGAAAUAAGCUGCAUCUAGAACACAGUCUUACCUUUGGUUUGAAUCUGUCUGUUCAAAUGACAUUUAGUUGUUGUUUUAAUUUUUCCCCAAGAUUAACAUCAUGGCCUUUGAUCAAUAUUUGAGCCAUUGCUGCUGGAGAUAUUCUGUGGUAUUUUUAUUUAUAUGCGGUUUACUUUUAAUAUGUAAUUUAAUAUGAAGUGACAUAUAUGAAGUGAAUGAUCAACAUUCCACUGAAUUUACAGUAGAAUUGCUGGUUUGUAGAUUUUGCAAAGUGACAUGAUUUAUAAACCUUUUACAUUGAUGAACAAGAUCUCAGAUUCUGUUAGAAACUACAGAUUUUUAAAGUGUUCAGGCAUUUUUGUCAUUUGAUUUCUUAUCACGUAAUGUCAUAUGAAAGGCAUAAACAGGGCCCACAGUGUUUAUAUAAAUAAUAAUAGUUCUACAGAUGAAGUGGCUUAGCUAAUGUGAUUGACCAAACUAACAGACCUCAAUUGCCAGCUCAAACAGCACAGGUCCCUACAUAGCUCUUUAUUUUUCCUGUACUAAUAUAUUACAUUUUCAGGGUUUGUCUUUUAGGACCUAUUUGAAAAUGAUUUCUACCUUUUUUUUUUUUUUUUUUUUUGUACAUUAUUUUUUCCUAAAGUUAUAUUGGAGAGGAACCUUAUAUGAGACUCUCUCCUUUUUUAGCUUUAAGUCCGAUGCAUUGGAUCUAAUUGUGUCUUAAAUGUGUAGAGGUCUACACAUGCCUGUAGCUUUUUAGGUUGCAUAGCAGAAGUAUAUAUAGAUAUUGCAUUAUGCUGCCAAAUAGUGAUAAAUGAAUUAAGUGUCUAUCAGUGUUGCUAUUAUUUACAGAUAAUUCCAUUCUAUACAAAACAUACAAAAAUGAAUUUAACUAAUAGAUUCAUCAAGCACCAGGAUGCUAUUUAAAACCCUUACCUUCUGAGUAGCUUGAUUUUGAGUUUUACGCUUCAGUAGGUGCACAGAAUUUAAAGCAGAAUGUUUAUAAUUGAUCAUAUAACGUUAAAUCAGGAUUUGGUGCUUGAACUGUUUAAGUGAUUUAAUCUGUUUCUGCAAAACCCAAAUGCUUUUUUUUAAACUGUCAAUUUAUAUAUUCAAACUGUUUUCUCAGUCAUGACCCUGUGUAAAAGACUUAUUAACAUGUUCACUGUCUAUUUUGGACAUAAGUAGUUGAGUAACUUGCUUUUCCACUUUCUCUGAGUCCCGUCAAGUAUUGUUUUGUAUCUGUGGAGACUGUGAUUUGAAACGUACUUAAUUGAACAGAUUGAAAUGUUAUAGGGUGUCAGAUGAAAUACUCUCAUCUUCUAAUUGGAGAAGAUGUGUUUGAGAAACAGCUCAGUAUUUGAAAAGGUUGUUAUAUUAGGGAUUAUAAUUAUUUACUGUAAUUAUAUCCGUCAGCACAAAUGUACCGUUUUUUUUUUGUUUUGUUUUUUCAGAAAUAAUGAGAGGUUUUCCCACUGACACCUAUUAUGUGGUGCUGUUUUGAAGAAAGAAGAACAAAAUAUGUUUUAUAGCACUGGAAUUUGAGUCAUGAUGAUUGUUCAUUACAUUUAUUGUAUUAAAGCAUAAUAAUGAGUCCUGUUAGUUUAGAUAGACAACUGCACAUUAGGAUUCAUAAGAACAAAGGACUUGGAGAGACAUUGUGGUGCCUCCUUUUUAUGUCUUGCAAAGAUCAUUAAUAGAUGGAGUAAUAAUAUGAUUCCUGUUUUUAAGGAAUUCAUCUGCUGUUAUUGUGUAAGCACAAUCAUUUCUCCUAUUAUGGGAGAACUGCAGAGAUCAAACUUUACAAGCAGUUUUAUUUAGACCAAUUUCCAAAUGUGAAGGACGCAGAUGUGUGAAUGAAAGAAAACAAGAUUUAUGUUCUCACCAAAGUUGAAGUCUUGGAUUGUGAAACGGUUUUGCAAGAUUGUUACAUGGUACACAUGCACUGCUAAUAGUUUUACUGGUUUUGCUCUUUAGUGUAUGUUGUAUUGAGCUCUGUUUUUAUCCGAUGUUUUACCCAUGUGACCAGUUUAAUGUAAAAAGCUGUUCUGUUCUGAUGUGGACUGGUUAUUUGCUCCAGGAGGGCUCAAAGAAAAAAGGGCUGAGCCCAGAAUCAUCUCAUUUAUAUCAAAUUCUACUAUUUUACUGUACACAAGUGACCAAUAAAUACUUUAUACAACA
Molecule: messenger RNA, 6075 nt
Organism: Carassius carassius (crucian carp)
Lineage: Eukaryota; Metazoa; Chordata; Actinopteri; Cypriniformes; Cyprinidae
Gene: map3k21
Product: mitogen-activated protein kinase kinase kinase 21
Exons: 10
Coding region: 939-3896 (985 amino acids)
Biological process (GO): protein phosphorylation
Molecular function (GO): ATP binding; protein binding; protein tyrosine kinase activity
Source: RefSeq, a predicted model, not a curated record